Monomorium pharaonis (pharaoh ant) is the source of this 1900-nucleotide messenger RNA. It is a transcript of the gene Alg13, whose product is annotated as UDP-N-acetylglucosamine transferase subunit ALG13 homolog. Gene Ontology annotation, molecular function: hexosyltransferase activity. The transcript has 3 exons. The coding region runs from base 949 to 1452 and encodes 167 amino acids. Lineage: Eukaryota; Metazoa; Arthropoda; Insecta; Hymenoptera; Formicidae. Gene Ontology annotation, biological process: dolichol-linked oligosaccharide biosynthetic process. The record is from RefSeq and is a predicted model, not a curated record.
UUCUAUAUGUCGAUGUAUUUAUCCUCCGGAUAACUUUAUCGGGAAGUGAAGAAAUCGGGCAUGCGUUCAGCAAAAACAAAAGCAGCUUUGUUGUAAAAUUCUUUCAUAUGAUUGAUUUAUACAUUAUUUAGAUCCAACAAGAACAAAUGGAACUAAUGGAAAGAACAAAUCGUGUGUUGAUUAAUUACAUUUGAUUAUUCUUUUUACAUUCAACUUGAUCAAUUUCUUCUUACAGCUUAAGGGCCAUUCUACAAUUGUGUAAACGUUGUUGUAAACAAGGUUGUAAAAAAUUGAUCAUAGUCAAUUCUUUUAUUGCAAAAAAAAAUAAUCAUUUGUGAUUGGUCAGUUUCAGGCUUUCAGCUCUCGCAAUCAGCUAAAAAAAAUAGGAGUGCGUUCCGUCACAGGUUUCGUUUCAUGAAUAAUGCGCGUGUAUCUCUCGUAGUGUUCAGUGUCUCGCGUGUCUUGUACUCUAGAUUUCUUGAAAAUGUAUUAACCUUUUGUAACCGGCUUUUUUGCUUAUAAGAAAAUUAUGUGAUAAGUGGAAUUAUUAAGGCUUAACAAAUAUAUAGAUAGAUUUAUGUUUAAUUUCCAAGUUACAAAGGUUAACACGUGCAUUUAAAUAUUUAAAUGUAGAAUAUUGCAUGUGAUUUUUUUGGAGCAGCAAAAUUUUCAACAUAUGUGCUGCUAAAUAAUGUGAUAUUUUCAUGUAGUCAAAUACGUAAAAAUACACAGCUCUACUUUUUUAAUCGGGAUUUACGCAAAAAAGAAGAAUUAGAAUAUAUUUGAUGGGGAGGCUAAACUUCUGCAAAUAAACUUCUCAGUAGACAAAUGUUAUUUUUCGCAUAUAUAACACAUUAAUUAUCUCCAAUCGAUAUUUUGAUAAAAACUGAAAAAUAAGGAGUAAUUAGAUGUUUAUUCCAAUGCACUAAAACUGUAUACAUAAUAACAAUGUCAGAUAAAACAGUGUUUGUUACGGUUGGUACAACAAAAUUUGAUGAUUUGAUAACUACAGUACUGAGUCGUGCAGUUCUAGAGGCUCUGUCAACACGUAAUUACAAGCAUCUGAUCUUGCAAAUUGGCAAUAGCAAAUUAAAACCAGAUUGCACAGCACGUUAUGGUUUCAAUAAGAUAGAAACUUUCAGAUUAAGUCCAUCUAUCGGGGAAUAUAUGCAACUGGCAGACCUCGUGAUAAGUCACGCAGGUGCGGGCAGCGUGCUGGAGGCUUUAGAAAAACACAAACACUUAAUUGUGGUAACUAACGAUUUCCUUAUGGAUAAUCAUCAGAUUGAACUGGCCGAGCAGCUGUAUAAAGAUGAGCACUUGUAUUAUUGUACUUGUAAAAAUUUGUUACAUAUUAUACAAACAAUGGAUUUGACAAAGUUAAAGCCAUUUAUUAACGACAAGAGUGCAGAUAUAGCUAAUUUUAUCGACAAAAUAAUGGGAUUUAGAUGAUGACAAUGAUUAUGAGACAUUAUCUUUCACUAAUGAGCAAGGGAAGAGACCAUCUUGUAUCAAUGUUUAAAAAAAAAGUCGAAGCUGUGGGAACAAGCAGAAAUAUUUAUAUAUAUUUGAAUUCUUAACAUGUUUUACAGUAAGGAUACAUAUUCCAUAAAGUUUAAAUUCAAUAUCAUAAUAUAUUAUAUGCUUGAUGUAAUUUACAAUAGUACAUUAUACACUUAAACAACCAUUCCUCAAAAAACUAUAUAUGUUUACAUAUUAUAGAAAAAUUUAUAACUCUGCAAUAGUCAAAUUGUGACUGAUCAAUGGCAGUUUUAACGUUCCCCCGAGAUAAUUCGUAAAUUAUUCUUGGACAUUUGCCACUGUUAACGUAACAAUUAAUUCUGUAAAAGUAUUAUAAAGGUUGUUCGCGCUAUUAAAAUAAAUCUAGCGUUUUAAAAAA